Molecule: messenger RNA, 4698 nt
Organism: Dufourea novaeangliae
Lineage: Eukaryota; Metazoa; Arthropoda; Insecta; Hymenoptera; Halictidae
Product: fibrillin-1-like
Exons: 18
Coding region: 1-4698 (1565 amino acids)
Molecular function (GO): calcium ion binding
Source: RefSeq, a predicted model, not a curated record
AUGGAGGCGCAGUUCGAGAAAUGCUGCGGCCUGGGCACUUCGUGGGCAAUGGAAGGGCUCGGGUGUGAAAAGUUCACGGGUCCGGUAUCCGGUGUGCCGACAGUGGAGCAAGGUCUCUGCCUGGAGGCUGUGGACAUUUGUUGCGUGAGAGCGUACCACGAGCGACACUGCGACAAAGGGAAGUCGGAUGCACGUGCUGGGCUGGCAUGUGUCACCAGUACCAAAGCGAAACGCACAGGGCCCGGCGAUUAUCAUCGCGACUGCUGCGAAGCCUGCAAAUUAGGUAUUUUGACCGGGUCCAUGGGUCAAGGAUGCGCAUUCAAAAGUUUCGCGUUCGGAAAUCCAUGGGAUGCAGCGUUUUUGGAGUGUUGCUACGAGGCGUCACCUAGCACCACGACAACGUUCAUAUCGGAAUCGACGAAUUCAACGUCAACGAGCGAGAAUACCGAAAGCUCAUCGUCCUCCUCGUCUACCUCACCGGUAUCGUCUUCUUUCACGCCCUCUACAUCGUCCACGGAGACAUCAGAAUUUUCUCCCUCGGUUCCGACACCUCCCCUAGACGAUAUCUGUCAAAUUAUGAAGGGAAUGUUGUGUUCCGAUAUUUGCGUUCCUACGCCGGGAUCUUAUUACUGCAAAUGCCGCGAUGGUUUCACUCUAUUGGAAGACGGGAAAACUUGCACGCAAGACCUGCCGUCAGACAGAUGUAAAACCAGUAAUCCGUGCGAGCAACGAUGCACGGACAAUGGGGUCGCGGUAACAUGCAGCUGCAACCCUGGUUACGUAUUGGCGAACGAUAAACAUUCUUGCAUUCCCAAGUCACCCGACAAGAAGAGCACCGAACCAACCGAAGACGCCGAUUUGCCCAUUUGUCCAGCUGGUUACCGUUACAACGCUACCAAUCAGGUCUGCGACGACGUGAACGAGUGUAUAGAAAAAGGACUGUGUCCUGGUCGGUGUGAAAAUACUAUAGGAUCUUAUGUAUGCGCGUCGAAAGACGCGUCGAACAAUGUGCCUUACGAGAACUGUCCACCUGGAUACCAAUGGGAACCAGCUACAGGUCUUUGCGCAGAUAUUGAUGAGUGCAUUAUAUUAUCAAACCCAUGCCCCGCUGACAAAAACUUCUGUGUUAAUACACAAGGUAGUUACAGUUGCCUUGAGAUGAAGGGAACAAAAUCUUGUCCUGCUGGAUUUAAAUUUGAUAAACUAUCACAACAGUGCAAAGAUGUAGACGAAUGUGCAGAAGGUAUUCAUAGUUGUCUCGAGAACAGUGAGGAAUGCAGAAACAUUGAAGGUGCUUAUGAAUGCGACAUAAAAUGCAGGAAAGGUUUUACCUAUAACAUCAAUUUGGGUACCUGCAUUGAUGUAGAUGAAUGCGUCGAGUCUACUAAUCCUUGCCCAGAAUCGAAUACCAUGUGCAGAAACACGAUCGGUGGUUACGAGUGUACACCGUCGAAUAAUUCGACGUUUUCACGGUAUUCAAUGGAUCAGAAAACAGAACCAUCGGUUUGCCCCGCGGGAUACAAACCGACAGACAAUCCAAAAGAAGCCUGCACCGACGUCGAUGAAUGCAAGGAGCAAUUGCACUCCUGCGACGUGAACGAACAGUGUGUCAACGAAAUCGGUAGUUACAGAUGUGACUUACUGAACCAAGAUGAUGCAGUUUCGGAGGAGAAGACCGAAAAUAAUUUCGCGUAUGAAAGAGAAUAUAAACAACAAACUACUGAUCAUUUACAAGCGAUCUCCCCAACUGAUAAUCGAACAGUGGAUUGCGAAUCAGGAUUCGUUUUCGAUCAAGCAAGUUUGGACUGUAUUGAUAUCGACGAAUGUAAGAUUGGCUUGGCGAAUUGUGGAAUUGGGGAACAAUGCGAAAAUUUCGAGGGCGGAUACAGGUGUUCACCAAUGUGUCCUGCUGGGUUCCAACUGCAAAACAACAGUGACUACUUCAGUAGAAUGGACGUGUCUUGUCAAGACAUAGAUGAGUGUGUACUUGGAUUACACGUUUGUAACGUGACAACCCAGUACUGCGUUAACACGAAUGGUUCUUACUUCUGCGAGACGAUGAUUACAACAACAGAUCAACCUGUACAUGACGCAAGAAAUAAUAAGAUACAGACAAUGGAUCGUUUCUCUUACCUGGAGGCCUGUAAACGUGGCUACACGAGGGACACAAGAACCGGCGACUGUAUAGACAUCGACGAGUGUCAAACAGGACAAGGUUGCCGGGACCACGAACAGUGUCACAACACACCCGGUGGCCACGAGUGUUCGCCACUCUGCACCGCCGGCUGGUACUUCAGUCCCACUACGAAAGGCUGCCAAGACGUGGACGAGUGUUUGUUGGGUAGACACGAUUGCGGCCAAGGCACGCACAUCUGCGUGAACACGAACGGUUCGUUCUACUGCGAGCUGAUCCAACCCUGCGGGAACGGUUUCAAACGCUCCUUGAACGGCAGUUGCAUCGACGUGGACGAGUGCACGGAGGGCCUGCACGCCUGUCGUUUGACGUUGCAUCAAUACUGCGUGAACAAACACGGUGGCUACGAGUGCCUGACCAGGCUACCCUCGUGUCAAACGGGAUUCGAGUACUCUAUGGACACCAGACGGUGCGAGGAUGUCGACGAGUGCAGCACCGGUCGGUACAAGUGCGACGUCAGAUUCUCGGAGAGAUGCGUCAAUCUACCUGGCACAUACAGAUGCGAAAGGCCUACGUCACCAGUCCAGCGUCCACGUCAGAAGCCAGCUUGUCCUUCGGGGUAUAGAUAUCAUCCUCGAUUACGCAAAUGCGCAGACAUAGACGAGUGCGCGGAGGGUUUGGACACUUGCGAAGGUGAGGUAUGCUACAAUCAACCAGGUGGUUACAGCUGCGCGAAGCCUCCGGCCCCGGUCACCAGGAAGCCUCCUGCGACUCCGUUUCCGAUCUCGACGAACCAGAAAUGCGCCGAGGGCACCAGACUCGUCAGGAACCGCAGUUGCGUCGAUAUCGACGAGUGUCGGGAACUGGAGGACGCGUGCAGCAGCAACGAAGAGUGCCUCAACACGAUGGGAAGCUACACUUGCAAUUGCAAAAUCGGCUUCAGACGGGACAAUCUGACGCAGGCUUGCGUGGACAUCAACGAGUGUCAGUUGCGGGAGGACACUUGCCUACCGACCCAGAGGUGCGACAACACUAUAGGCAGCUAUAGUUGCACGCGUUUCUUGCCUUGCGGCACCGGUUACACGUUGAACGCAGCGACCGAGAUCUGCGAGGAUGACGACGAGUGUUUGCUCGGUACACACGACUGCGGAGGGGGCUAUCAUUGCAGAAACACACUGGGUUCUUACCGAUGCGAUCGUAAUCCACGAACUCCGGUCGCACAGCCGAGAAUCGGGCUCGCUACCACCGCGACAACGACGACGACUACCACUACGACCACCGCCGCGACAGUGACUCCUUCGUUAACGCCUCAAACAUCGCCUGAUUGUCCACGUGGAUUCGAGCUAGGCACUGGGAACCAAUGCGUGGACGUGGACGAGUGUCAGGACAGUCGAAACCCAUGUCGCAAAAAUUUACAACGUUGCAUCAACACCGUUGGAUCCUACAGGUGUGUAUCGAGAGUGAUAUGCAGCAGUGGGUACACAUUGGAGCCGUUGUACGGAAAGUACUGCGUGGACGUAGACGAGUGCGCGGAUGGCAGCCACGAGUGUUCGCCCGAUCAAACCUGCGAGAACAGAAUCGGCGGUUAUAUUUGCGUAUGUCCACCCGGACACGUUAACGGGCCGAACAAAGAUUGCGUAGAUAUCGACGAAUGCAGCCUCUACGGCAAUAUAUGCGGUACGAACAGUCGCUGCGAGAACACGGUCGGCUCAUACCGGUGUGUUUGUCGCGAUGGCUUUGAAAAUGUUAGCGGUUUCAAUGGGGCUUGCGAAGAUAUUGACGAAUGUCAGCGAACUCCUGGCUUGUGCCAGCAGAAGUGUGUGAAUAUACGGGGUUCGUACAGAUGCACAUGCGAUCCUGGAUUCCGACUGAACGCUGACAAUCGAUCUUGUACGGACAUCGACGAGUGCACAGAGUUCAAAAGUAAUAAUCUGUGCAUUGGAAUUUGCGAGAAUACACCUGGAAGCUACGCUUGUAAGUGCCCGCACGGUUACAGACUUGGAUACGACGACCGCAGCUGCGAAGAUAUCGACGAGUGUAAAGCGGGACCAGUCUGCAGAGGAUCAGAUGAGAUUUGUCAUAAUACCAGAGGCAGUUAUCGCUGCAACAGAAUAAACUGUCCUUCGGGAUAUCAUCACGAUCACGACAGAAAGAACCGAUGUGUACGAUCGACCCCUUGCUACGCCGGCGACUUCACCUGUCUGAAGUUACCGUCGCAUUACUCCUACAAUUACAUCACCCUCGUGAGCAUGCUACCGAUCGCGCCGGACGGAUCGGAGGAGCUAUUCAAGAUGAAGGGAUACCCUGUACCUCGCUCGACGAUGCAGUUCAGCAUGGCGUUCCUGGAGGCACGUGCUCCACCAGGUGUUCAACGAGCAACGGAAUCGUGUUUCGCUUUGAGGAGAACAGCACCGACCAAUGUUGUUCUAGUGAUGACACGUAGCAUACAGGGUCCGCAGGAAAUCGAACUCGACGUGAUCAUGGAGCUGUACGGCUACGGGUCGCACUUCGUCGGGUCUGCCGUAGCGAAAAUACUAAUUUUCGUCUCCGAAUACGAAUUCUGA